Molecule: messenger RNA, 1389 nt
Organism: Mycena indigotica
Lineage: Eukaryota; Fungi; Basidiomycota; Agaricomycetes; Agaricales; Mycenaceae
Exons: 9
Coding region: 1-1389 (462 amino acids)
Molecular function (GO): O-methyltransferase activity
Source: RefSeq, a predicted model, not a curated record
AUGGCCGACACGACACGCACGCAGAUAGAGACGCUGCGCCAGCUCGCGAAAAUCGUCAACGAGUCGCUCGACACGAUAGAGGCAGCCUACUCGCAGGCAGGGGUUGCCCUCCCAAGCUUGAACAGCCCAACGUUUUCGUCUGCGGACCCGGCUGAAGUGCUGAGGACGGAGCCAGCGGUGGCAAGGGCCACGCUCGACAUCAUGGCCGCGGCGGCACAGCUCUCCGCCGAGGUCUGCAGCCCGCUCACGAUGGUGCUGAAUGCGUCACAGUCAUUUUAUCUGGCGUCGUGCCUGAACGUGGCCUCAGAGCUGAAUGUUGUCGAAAUUCUGAAGGAAUAUGGGGCAGGAGGCGUGCAUGUGGACGAGAUUGCGGCGCGAAGCAAGACGGAGACUGGGCUACUCUCUCGGAUUCUGCGAUUACUCGCCACCCACCACGUCUUCCGCGAGGUUAAGCCCGACGUGUUCGCUAACAACCGCAUCUCCGCGGUCUUAGACAAGGGCCAAUCGGCGGCGGACUUGUUUGCAAAGCCAGAAGAACGAUUCACCAAAGACACCGGCAUCGUUGCGCUGGUGGAAUACUGUUCCGACGACCUCCUGCGUGUCUCAGCCGAACUCACCACGACCAUCCUCAAUGCCCAGCCAAACGUGUACCCGUACAACCGCGCGUUCGACACGGACCUCCCAAUGUUCUACUUCUUCCAGCGUCCUGAGAACGCGUACAAAUUGAAACGUUUUGCGUUAGGGAUGCAGGGAAUCCAGACGACCAGCAGCCUUAGUGAAGGUGUGCUGGGCCAGAGCGGAUUUGAAUGGGACACGCUGCCUGCUGACGCGGUUGUCGUUGAUGUCGGGUGUGGAAACGGCCACGUCUCGCUCGCCAUCGCGCAAAAGCACCCCAAGUUAAAGAUUGUCAACCAAGAUCUCGCGCGGCAGGUCGGACUAGCCAAACAGUACUGGGAGACAGAAAUGCCGUCCCACAUCGAGAACCAGCGUGUCGAAUUUCAAGGCGACGCAGACCACGACUUCUUCCAGCCGCAGCCCGUGAAGAACGCCGAUAUAUUCCUCCUGCGCUUCAUCGCACACAAUUGGGACGACGUCAAGCUCGCCCAUAUCCUACAGAAGUUGCGCGACGCUGCCAUGCCGACAACAAAGCUCGUAAUCCUCGACAAAAUCCAGCUAUUUGCCGCCAGCUGGGAACCGCUUCUGUCGAACUGGGGGGUCGGCAAUGCGGAGUAUUACUACUUCGAUAUGGGCGUGCACAACAUGCUCGGUGGCGGAGAACGCACAUUGCCUGCCUUCGCCGCGGUGCUUGCGAGGGCGCAUUGGCGCCUGGACAAGGUGUACCGCCCGCAAGGAUCGCACCAGCCGCAUAUAGUCGCAGUGCCGAUGUAG